AUGAAGAUCUCAGUGUUCAUUCCAACCAAAAUGCGUAUACUCAUCGAGCGCUAUCGGAAUGCUGGCGUCCCAGUCCACGCACUAGAAGCUCCCGUGGAUCGCUUCCCAAAGGUCAGAGCCAUUCUGCAUGAGGACGGAAGCGGUGACGUGCGGCUCAGUGACCCAUGUUUCCCAUACGACAACUCUGCGCAGAUGAGUGCAUGUAACAACUUUCUCCAGGACCUGGGCUACGUGGCCCAGGGCUGCAGGGAGUUUUUGGUUCAUGCGACGGCAAAGUUCUGGCUCUCCAAUCAGUUGGGGCCCCUGACUGUGUUUCCACAGCAAAUUGCCAUCGAGGAGGUGUAUCGGAUACUUCAACACGACACUGGGAAGAAGUGGCAACGCUACACACAUGAUAUGGUGCUCCUGCUUCCUGUGACUGCCGUUGGAGGGCCGACCAAGUCGCAGUUGAACAAGUUCGGUAGCGGCCUGGCGAGACGACUUUUUCUUGGCGGCGGGCCGUGCAUGCUGCAGGACUCAAAGAACCUGGUGCGCCGAGCUCUGAACAGGCUAGGCUACAUGGAUGGAGACAUGAAUGCAGAUCUGAGUGAGGCCAUGUUGGUCUUUGUGAACAUCCCAGACAACCAGUAUGCAUUGAGGAAGCAGCUAGAUGCACUGCCCAGUCAGGAAGACACGACUGCCGAAGUGGAGUCGAAGCUUCGACACGCGUUUCUCUCACAUCUCACGCAUGGUCAGUGGCGAAUAGCACCCAAGGACGCGCAGGUUCGGCAGGUCCUUUACAAACUCGGUUUCCUGCCCACCACCAAGGCUUCCACAACAGACGUCUUUGACGCCAUGGCCAGGUAUGCCCGGCAGCACCACCUCCCUGAGAUGAAAACCUACAAUGGACGAGUAUUUCGUAUCCUGUAUUCCUUGGAUUCCAGUCCGACCAAGACCGGAACACUUGAGCUCAGCCCAUAG
This is a messenger RNA of Symbiodinium natans, 960 nucleotides long. Lineage: Eukaryota; Dinophyceae; Suessiales; Symbiodiniaceae. The record is from the annotation of a GenBank genome assembly.